CUUAAAUUGUACACAAAACAUACAAACUGCCUGUCAAAAGAUAAGCCUUCUGUAAAAAGUGAAUUUUCUGCAAGAAUUUGACGUCGUUGUUCCAUAAGGCUCGUGUUUGCCCUUGCUGAAGAUGGACCUGAACAAAUUGAAGGACGACCAGAAGCUUGACCUUUGCAGGUGGUAUUUCAGAGCCGGUUUCGCAUUCCUGCCCUUCCUCUGGGCCAUCAACGCCAUCUGGUUCUUUUGGGAGGCCUUCCGCAGGACUCCCUUUGAUGAGCAGAAGCAGAUCAGGAAAUACGUGAUAUUUUCUGCGAUUGGGGCGUUGGUGUGGGCCGCGGGCCUCACCACCUGGAUCGUCAUCUUCCAGACCAAACGCGCCGAGUGGGGCGCCUUUGCAGAUUCUAUCUCCUUCAUGAUUCCUCAGGGAAUUCCGUGAUUAACAACUGUGUACUAUUUUGUGGAUAACCAGCAACACCAUUGCCAUCAACGUGAGUCAUUACUGACGACUGGUUCUUUUAAAAAAAUUGGUCUACUUCACUAAAAGUCAUGAAAUCCUUAAGUGGAAGUAAAUCACGGGGUUUGAAAUUUUUAAAGGUUUCCUUUUAAAUUUGGACAAACCUUUCGGAGAAAAAAAAUCAUUCUUAGUUGUUUUUAAAAUGAUCUGAUCAAAAAUGAAAUGAUUUACCCAAGAAUCAUUAAGAUAGUCUUUGGUUUUGACCUGUUACUGGUGUUUAUACCCACUUAAUUAAAAUCUUGUACAUACCUUAAAAUGACAAAUUUUGUAAAGCUUAUAAUUAAUUUUUUUUAAAGAUCACUAAAAGACUUUCCGAAUAAGGCUAUGUUUUAUAAUUUUCAAUUAAAAUAUGCUAAUUUUA
Molecule: messenger RNA, 866 nt
Organism: Neocloeon triangulifer
Lineage: Eukaryota; Metazoa; Arthropoda; Insecta; Ephemeroptera; Baetidae
Gene: pen-2
Product: gamma-secretase subunit pen-2
Exons: 3
Coding region: 122-427 (101 amino acids)
Biological process (GO): Notch receptor processing
Cellular component (GO): gamma-secretase complex
Source: RefSeq, a predicted model, not a curated record